Acanthosepion pharaonis is the source of this 1125-nucleotide messenger RNA. The record is from the annotation of a GenBank genome assembly. Lineage: Eukaryota; Metazoa; Mollusca; Cephalopoda; Sepiida; Sepiidae.
AUGUUUCAGUUCCCAAAAAACUUGAAAAGGUUGUUUAAAAACUAUGGUAGUCAGAGGGUAAAUUUUUUCCUUUCUUCUUUUUUCCACCAAAUUUUCUCUCUCACCAUCCUUUGUUUUUCUUUCUAUUUUCACCAAUUCUCAGUUUCCCCCCCCAUUCUUGUGUUUUGCUUUUUAUUUUACCUCUCCCUCUUCCAUUUUUUUGCAUCUCACUCACAACCCUUUCUUUCCCUUUUUGUCAAUCACUUCCUCCAUUCUAUUUCUGUUUCUCCUGCCCACAUUUCUUUUUCUGCUUCUCCCUCCCUCCUUUCUCUUUCUUCUUUCUCCCUCCCUCCUUUCUCUUUCUUCUUUCUCCUCCUCCUUUCCCUUUCCUUUCUUUCCUUUCUCUUUCUUCUUUCUCCCUCCUUUUCUUUUCUUCUUUCUCCCUCCCUCCUUUCUCUUUCUUUUUCUCCUCCCUCCUUUCUCUUUCUUCUUUCUCCUCCUCCUUUUCUUUCUUCUUUCUCCCUCCCUCCUUUCUCUUUCUUCUUUCUCCCUCCCUCCUUUCUCUUUCUUCUUUCUCCCUCCCUCCUUUCUCUUUCUUCUUUCUCCUCCCUCCUUUCUCUUUCUUCUUUUUCUCCUCCCUCCUUUCUCUUUCUUCUUUCUCCCUCCCUCCUUUCUCUUUCUUCUUUCUCCCUCCCUCCUUUCUCUUUCUUCUUUCUCCCUCCCUCCUUUCUCUUUCUUCUUUCUCCCUCCCUCCUUUCUCUUUCUUCUUUCUCCCUCCCUCCUUUCUCUUUCUUCCCUUUUCUCCUUCUUUCUCCCUCCCUCCUUUCUCUUUCUUCUUUCUCCCUCCCCUCCUUUCCUUUCCUUUCUCCCUCCCUCCUUUCUCUUUCUUCUUUCUUCUCCCUUUUCUCUUUCUUCUUUUCCCCUCCAUCCCUCACCCUCUUUGUUUCUUUCUCCCUCCCCCUCUCCCUUUUACUUUUAUCCCCUCCUCCACUUUCCUUUGUUAUUCUCCUUUCUUCCCUCCCUCCCUUUCCAUCCCUCACUCCUUUGUCUUUCUACCUCUCUAUCCCUCCCUCCACUUUUUACUUCCAUUCCUCCCUCCCUCCGCUUUUUUACCAUCCCUCCCUCCCUCUCCCUUUUCCUUUUUAA